GUCAGGGAAACUCUGAGGAGAUACAAAUGAACCACAACAGUAUUUGGCUUUACCUCUAAGUAACAUAUUGCUCAAUUAUAUAUUUCUCUAGCCAGUGCUUUGGUCAAAUCAUGGUACUGAAUGUUAGCUUCUGCUUUGGGCUUCUCUUGCUUUGCUUUCAACUGUGCGAGGUGCAUGAAAGUAAUUUUACCGCUGAUCCACAAGGUGCCCUUGAGACUGAGUGUCGUGAUCGAUAUUUCUGGGUGUCUGUUGAUGUGGGUUUUGCAGGCCGUGUCCCAAGAUUUGAGGCUGUAGUUGAAAAUGGAGUGCAUACGAUUAGUGAGGAUCAUGCAUCCAUGUGUGGCUACACGCUGAACAACUUAAACGGUCGGGCGUCUCUGAGGGCUUCAUAUUUCUCCUGCCACACCGAAAACCAGAAUGACAACAACUUCAUUUUUAAGCUGAAUGUUGUUUUGACUGACCAUAUGGGGAAAGAGAAUAAAUUCUCUCUCUCAGAGACCUGCACGCUGUCAGUUGACUGGUCUGCCAAAGAGAUCCUCUGUGAAGAAAACUACAUAGAGGUAACGCUGGCGAGAGAUACACCCUGCUCAUCUGAUAACCGCACUACUAAAGAAGCCUGGCUGGCUGCUCUUGCUUUAGCCCAGCGAUCUGCCAUCUCUGAGUGGAAGAUAAUGUUUCUGAAUCAGGAACGCUUGGAUGCGAUGUCUAUCUCUGCUGCCAGGCGAAUGGGAUACAUGGUUGAUUCCACUCCAAACAGGGUGGUCUUUCGCUCUGCCUACAAUCAGCCACAUUCAACAAUCACAGAGAUUGACGGCAUUGCUGUAGAGGUGAUUCAUGCAACAGUGUUUUUCAGGUGUAAAUGGGCGGUAGUGAUGCUUGACACAUCUGCGGCAUGUACGAUAGCCCCUAGCUCAUUUGAUGGAGUGACUUUGCACUGGAGAACUCCUAAAGUCAUGACCCCACUGGUGCAGGACCCCUCUGGGUUUGUAAGCAAGAGCAUUAAGCUGGGUGUGGAUGCUCAGCUCUUGGACGAGGCCUCCAGGAAAGACAUGGGUUACGUACUGGGAGAAGAUGGCCAGGUGGUGCAUGUUUCAGUGCCAUUUGGUGCACCAGGAGGUUACAGAAAGAGUUUGGUGGAAAAUAAUGUCUAUAAAGAAAGUUACAUGGCUUUCCUGUGCUAUGAACACAUUUAUUCACAUGUGUUUAUGGAUGGUACUGAAAUGGAGACCAGAUAUCGCCAGCUACAAGUUAUGGAGACGCCACUAGUUUCUCGGAAUCUUUUCGCUAUAGAUGAAACUUUGCCUCAUGAAGAAGUGUUCACCGUGUAUCUUGGUAAUUUUGCUCUGGAUGUGCAGCUCAUUGCAAUCAAGCUGAAUGAGAACUAUCUGUCAGUAACAGAUGCCAUUCAAAACCAUUAUUUCAUUACAAAAAUUCCCCAAAUUAACGGGACCCACGGCAUCACCAUCAAGGUCCCUUUUAAAGAUAAAGCUGUCAAUCGUGUGUACUUGGGUGAAGGACUUCUGCAGUACUCUGUGGAGAUUAACUACAUCCUUAACAUCAUCGGACGAAACGACACAUUUUUCUACCAUGUCUCUGUUGUGGCACACGUUAAUGAUGCUUUUCCUCCAGCUGUCAGUGCUUUCUGUACAGCACAGAGCAUAAUAUUCAGGAUGGAUCAUUCGAGGCAUGCCGGACUUUGGGAAGUCUGUAUGGGGCAUCAGGCUCUCACAUCUGACUUAUCCAGACUGAGGGGCUACAUACUGACGAACGACAGUCACAGUAUGACUCUGGAGGUCCCACUCUUCACGUCGGGCUACAUUUAUGAGGCAAAGAAAAACAUCUGUGGUUCAAAUUAUAUACUGAUUUUCAUAAUGUCAUGAUGACAGUCUUGAUUCAGAUCUCCUUUUGUUUUUAACAUUAGAAUAAGUUAAAUGCAACUUGAUAACAUCUGGAAAUAAUUCUGGCUUAUAAAGGAACAAAAUCUCCUAAAUGCACUUAAAAUGGAAGUAUAUUAUGGAAGCUUGUUUCCACCACUGA
Messenger RNA from Ctenopharyngodon idella (grass carp), 2037 nucleotides. RefSeq lists its product as uncharacterized. Bases 111 to 1880 code for a protein of 589 amino acids. NCBI's taxonomy places the organism in Eukaryota, Metazoa, Chordata, Actinopteri, Cypriniformes, Xenocyprididae. The record is from RefSeq and is a predicted model, not a curated record. The transcript is spliced from 13 exons.